AUGUCGGAAAGCAUCACGAUGAGCCACGCCACGAACGUCCCCCGUAUGACGGACGGUCCCCGCGGCAGCGCGACGGACGUCCCGGGCUACGUGUGCGACGUGUGCGGUGAGGAGUGCACGAGCGAAGCGGACACGCUCUCGCACGUGCAGGCCGCCCACAUCGAGUCCUCCCUCAGCUGCCCGUUCUGCGAGCUGGCCGACGUCGCGCUCGAAGAGCUGAGCCUCCACAUCGCCCACUGCCACCCAGAGGGCGCCGCCGUCUCGAGCGCGGGUGACGCAGCGCUGCGGUGUCCUCUCUGUGGAGUGAGCGACGCGUCGCCGACGCGGCUACAGCUGCACGUCAAUAGAGCACACCUGGACGCGACGAGUCCGGGCACAUCUCGCGUCUACACUGCCCCGCCGCCAGUGGCCGCGAGAGAGGGCGCCGCCAGUGCGUUGGCGAGAGAGCGUGCCGCCGGGACGUCCGCGAGAGAGGGCGUCACCGAGGCGUCCGCGACUGAGGGCGCCGCUGAGGCCGAUCGUCAUCGGGCGGUGGCAGUGGCGGUGGUAUGCCCGUUCUGCGGGUUGGAGUGCGAGAACGCGGCGCAGGCCCAGGACCACAUCCACACGCGUCACGCCGGCGAGGAUUCGCACACACCGCCGACGCCGCCGAUCGCUUUCCCUCGCGACGCCGGGAGAGAUCCAGACGGUGGCUCCCCCACGCUCGCUCGAGCGUCGUGCGAUGACCGGGAUUCUCGGACGUCGAUCGCUGCUCGUCUCCGGCGCAAACAUGGGUUUGCUCGCGUGACGGGAGGCGCCGACGCUGCGAGCGGAGCUUCGAAGACCGCGUGCGUGUCCGCCGUCGCUUCCGCGUGCGACCAGCGGACAGGGCGCGACCGCCGGGAGGUGGCGAGACUCGUAGAUGACAGCGGCGGCGGCGGCGAGGGAGACUUCCGUGGGAGCACGAUCGCCGCGCCGCUCGUUAGCGCCGAGGACGAGCGAUGCUGCACGCGGGGUCUCGUCGAGCGACUGCGCGCGCGCAUCCCGGCUCUGCUCCUCUGCGCGACCGCCGCGCACUUUGCGUCGACGGCGGCCGACCGCGGCUGGGCGUGCGGCUACAGGAACGCUCAGACGUUGCUGUCGUCGGUCGCACGCUGGCCCGGCGUCGCGGCGCAUUACCCGAUUUUGUGA
Priapulus caudatus is the source of this 1170-nucleotide messenger RNA. Its product is annotated as zinc finger with UFM1-specific peptidase domain protein-like. Bases 1 to 1170 code for a protein of 389 amino acids. The record is from RefSeq and is a predicted model, not a curated record. NCBI's taxonomy places the organism in Eukaryota, Metazoa, Priapulida, Priapulimorpha, Priapulimorphida, Priapulidae. The transcript has 2 exons.